GUGUACUGUGCAUAUACGGGGCUAUUAGAUAUAUUAUAGGGACACAAUAAAACCCUGAACGUGUUAUAGAUGCAUUGCCUGUCUCAUGGAUGUAUUCGUUAUUUUAUGAUGUCAUUACCCUUGGUAUCAGGAAAGUCCAUUUUUCAGAAGAGUCCAUGAGCUUGCCUAGCCCUUAGGUCGGCAAACCCGUAUUCUUAAUUAACUACAGUAAAUAUAAAAGAAACCAUUCUGCUAAUACUGUCUAGGAAUUAUGAGAUGUAUAUGUAGGGUAUAUAUCAACUGUAGUCCAUUGGCUUUGUCAUGCAUUACUGUGGUUAUAAAAGCAAUGUGUAGAUGACCUCUGUGUGAGCACCACUGGGCAUGCUUGUAGUCUGGUAAAGGCCUAACUAAUCCUCCGUACAUAUUCUGUAUAGCUCCCUGGAAAUUUGCUUUUGAUAAAAAAUAAAUCCAAGCUCUGCAUACGUGGAUAAAGGUUUGCCUGCCUUAGCUGAAGGGCGGAAGUGGGCUGGCCAUGGCAGUCUCAAAUGUGCUGGCAUUCUAAUUGCAAGUCUUUCACCACAGAUUGCUGCGUUUCUAAUGGAUUUGGAUUUACAACUGUAGACCAGUUAUAAGGAAAGAGCUAAUUUUGAUAGUCUUUGUGGACGUCUAAACAUUUUCAGGAAACAAUGGCAAGUUCAGAACCAAAAGACACAGAAAACUAUUCAGUGAAAAGUGACAGAUAUGAACGCUACGUUCCUUCUGUACAACUUACAAAGGGGCUUGAUGUAAGGGAAAUUUGCUCGGAAACAGGAGCAUCUUUUGAAAUCUCGGAAGAACAGCUCACGGACAAGGAGAAGUUCGACUGGCGAGAGAACUUUUUUGAUGACGAGGAAUUUGUUAAGAGCCUUAGACUUGGAGCAGGAAAUGGGAUUUUCGAAGAUGAAGAAUCAGCUUCAGAAGAGGAUGGAGAGCCGUUUCAAAAAUUGGCUCGAAGAAUGGAAGACAUGACAGGCGAUGGUGGUGUGCUGAAGAUGAUUGUGCAACCAGGUAUCGGCGGACACAUCCCAGACAAUUCGACCAUCAUAUUCCACUAUAGUGCAUUCCUGGAAUACCUUGAUGAACCCUUUGACUCCUCAUACUUGCGCAAGAAACCUGAGAAGAACAAGGUUGACAGUGGAAGCAUAAUUCCAGGACUAAAUGUGGCUAUUAAGACAAUGAGGAAGCGUGAGACAGCUCGGUUUCUCAUCAGGCCACAGUAUGCAUACGGAAAGUUAGGAUGCCCACCUAGGAUACCAGGUAAUGAGACACUAUUGUACGAGGUGUACAUCGUUAAUAUCAUUGAUGAUGCUGCAGCUGAUGCUUACGAUGAACUUGAUGAAAAGAUGCAGACUAACACGACUUUUGAGCAAAGGCUGGAAGCAGCCCGAGGAUUCCAUCGUAAGGGCAACAACCACUAUAAAGAAGGCUACUUAAAAGCAGCCAAGGACUGCUACCUCCGAGCUGCCUGGAUCAUGGAAGAUGCAAGACUUAAGAAUGAGGCAGAGGAACAACAGAGAACUUCCUUGUUGAUGAAGAUGCGUAGUAAUUUGGCACAGGUUUAUCUGGACUUGAAGGAACCAGCAAGAGCUUGUACCCAGUGUAAAUUAGGGUUUGAAGUUGCAGCUGCAGGUCUUUGCUCAGAGGAUGUUAUGGCUAAGCUGUACUUUAGGUCGGGCAAAGCCAAAGUGAUGCUGAGCAGCUUUAAGGGUGCACAUAAGGACCUGCUGGCAGCUCAACGCAUUAAACCAAACAACCCAAGCAUCUCGGCAGAGCUAGAGGAACUGUACCUUAAGCAGGAGAAGUCUGAGGCCCAGGAGAAGUUUAUGUGCCAACGUAUGUUUGCCCCACAGAGGUGCAGCAGUGAUAAGGGUGGUGAUGGGAUGAGAAAAGCCAAGCAAGAAGAGGAAAAGGAUGAAGAGACAAAAGGAAAGGACCUUAAUCAAAAUGUAGCUUUUAGUGUGCGUCCCGAAUUUGAAGCACUCGUGGAGGAGAACAUUCGCAACUUUGCCAACAAUCCCAAAAUACGUGAGCUUCCCUUUCCCAACAAUUUGUCACAGGAGGAAGUUGUGUGUGUGGCUACAAUUGCCAAAGCUGCUGGUUUAUCUGUCAUGCAUUCACAAAAUGGUACUAAUUUCAGUUUUAAGAUUGUGAAGAAGUUGUGAAAUCUUUAAGGAAUAGAGGGAUACUCCUCUGCUGUAAGGUGAAUAUAUAUUACGGAUAUAUACGGAAUUGAGAAACCGGUAUUGGAAAAUUAUUGCUGGUGAUUAUCUAAGGAUUUGUAUUUUGGAGGAAACUUAGUAUUAAUUGAUAUUUGUGUAUCUAAAUUCACUCUCCAAAUGCUUUUAUAACUAAAAAGUCCUAUUUCUGUUAUAUUAACUUUUUCUAUACGUUUUUUGACAGAAACUGAAAAAUUUAAUUUUUAUUUUGUUAACAGAAUAAGAAAAAUCAGUGUUUAUGUAUAUUUGUUCAAAUGUAAAUUAAUGUUGUACUUUAUUUGCCUUAUUUAAGGUAACAAUGAAACUUCACAUGAUCUUUUUUUUUUUUUACUAUUUCUUAAUGCAUAUACAAUUACUUAUUAUGUGUAGUAUAUAUGCACUCAUAUUGGAUGCAUAGUGUAGCACAAUGUCUUUUUUGUUUGCUUUUUUAGGUGGAGGAAUUCUUUCAUCAUUUCCUGAUUACCUCAUAUGUUGCUCCAUAUGUGCCAGUAUCAUUUCUGUUUUUUUAAUUAUUGAUGAUAAUAGCUAUUCAUAUAUUAUAAUUUCACAUUUGUGAACAAGACAGAUUUUGAUAAUGAAAACUUCGAAUAGAUGUAUAGCUUAUUAACUUUCUGCAUUAUUACACAUCCUAGUCACAUGUGCUUAUUAUAAUAGUACAAUUAAGUACAGUCAUAGUCAUACACCACAAAACUUGGAAUUUUGGGGAUAACUCUAAAGCAAAAAUCAGGGAAUAUAAUCAAAAUUAGUAUUUAUAUAUGUGAAUAGAAGGAUACCAAUAGUUUCAACCCACUGACACUAGGAGUUGCACUGACCAUUAUAGCUUGGUUUUGUGAAUAUAUUUACACAUAGGUGUCUCCACAAGCACAAGGAGACAAUAAUUGACAUCACCCAUUUGCCUCACUCCUAGAAUUUUCUUUAUAAUUAUGUUUUCUAUUGAUUUUACUGUCAUUACUGUUACUAUUAUUGAUUAACAACAAGAGUUUUAUAAUGUUACUAACAAUACAAACAGUAAUGAUCAUAAAAACAACUGAAAAUCAAGGAAAAGAUUAAACAGGUGAGGUGAAGGUAGACAUAGUAAUUGACUUCAAUUUAUUUGGAAACAAUUGUGAUUAACUGAAUUCACAGUGGACUAAGCAUGUAAGCACGUACCCUCUCUGUGUCUAUGGGUUAGCAUUUUAUUUUAGUGUAGC
Messenger RNA from Penaeus monodon (black tiger shrimp), 3424 nucleotides. RefSeq names its product inactive peptidyl-prolyl cis-trans isomerase FKBP6-like (gene shu). The record is from RefSeq and is a predicted model, not a curated record. The transcript has 9 exons. Gene Ontology annotation, molecular function: peptidyl-prolyl cis-trans isomerase activity; protein binding. Lineage: Eukaryota; Metazoa; Arthropoda; Malacostraca; Decapoda; Penaeidae. Bases 666 to 2180 code for a protein of 504 amino acids.